AUGGAGCUACAAGGGAGGCUGGUUACGGAGGAGAGGAGGCGGCGUGAGGCAGAGCGGGCGGCGGAAGAUGCGAAAAAAGAGAUGCAGGGGAAAGAAGGGAAGAUUCAAGAGCAGGAAGGGAAGAUUAAGGAGCAGGAAGAGCAGCUUCAGGAGCUUAGAGGGAUGCUGGUCACAGCGGAGGGGAGGGGGCGUGAGGCAGGGCGGGCGGCGGAAGAGACAAAACAAGAGAUGCAGGGGAAGGAAGGGAAGAUUCAAGAGCAGGAAGAGCAGUUUCAGGAGCUUAGAGGGAUGCUGGUCACAGUGGAGGGGAGGAGGCGUGAGGCAGAGCGGGCGGCGGAAGAGACAAAACAAGAGAUGCAGGGGAAGGAAGGGAAGAUUCAAGAGCAGGAAGAGCAGCUUCAGGAGCUUAGAGGGAUGCUGGUCACAGCGGAGGGGAGGAGGCGCGAGGCAGAGCGGGCGACGGAAGAGGCAAAACAAGAGAUGCAGGGGAAGGAAGGGAAGAUUCAAGAGCAGGAAGAGCAGCUUCAGGAGCUUAGAGGGAUGCUGGUCACAGCGGAGGGGAGGAGGCGUGAGGCAGAGCGGGCGACGGAAGAGGCAAAACAAGAGAUGCAGGGGAAGGAAGGGAAGAUUCAAGAGCAGGAAGAGCAGCUUCAGGAGCUUAGAGGGAUGCUGGUCACAGCGGAGGGGAGGAGUCGUGAGGCAGAGCGGGCGACGGAAGAGGCAAAACAAGAGAUGCAGGGGAAGGAAGGGAAGAUUCAAGAGCAGGAAGAGCAGCUUCAGGAGCUUAGAGGGAUGCUAGUCACAGCGGAGGGGAGGAGUCGUGAGGCAGAGCGGGCGACGGAAGAGGCAAAACAAGAGAUGCAGGGGAAGGAAGGGAAGAUUCAAGAGCAGGAAGAGCAGCUUCAGGAGCUUAGAGGGAUGCUGGUCACAGCGGAGGGGGGGAGGCAAGAGGAGAGGAGGCGUGAGGCAGAGCGGGCGGCGGAAGAGGCAAAACAAGAGAUGCAGGGGAAGGAAGGGAAGAUUCAAGAGCAGGGAGUGAAGCUUCAGGAGCAGGAAGUGAAGCUUCAGGAGCAAGAAGUGAAGCUUCAGGAGCAGGAAGUGAAGAUUCAGGAGCAAGAAGUGAAGCUUCAAGAGCAAGAAGUGAAGCUUCAGGAGCAAGAAGUGAAGCUUCGAGGGCAAAACAAGAAGGUGGUAAAUGAGGCUGCAGAGGGCCAGCAGAGCGGCCAGCAGGCAGAGAUCACCAGGAUCGAGGUACUGCGCUGCUUCCGACCUGCCCACCCAUUCCAUCAUCCUUGCCUCAUUUUCCCUUCUUCCCUCCUACCCCUCCCCUGCUUUGCAUGUUCUCCUCCCUCUCACCAACGGUGCUUCCCCCUUCCUCUCCCCUUCCUCCAACUGUGCUUCCCCUCUCCACCCCCCCUCAUCCCCCAUCCCCACAGGACCAGCUUUGCUUCUUUUGAGGAGGAGGAGAAGGAUGAGGAGGAGGAGGAGAAGAAUGAGGAGGAGGAGGAGGAGGAGGAGGAGGAGGAGGAGGAGGAGGAGGAGGAGGAGGAGGAGCAGAGGGGUGAGGAGUUGGAGGAGCAGAGGGGUGAAGAGUUGGAGGAGCAGAGGGGUGAGGAGUUGAGAAUGGUGGAGAAGCGCCCGAGGAGGGGAGAGGAGUUGGAGGAGGUGAUGGUGCGAGAGGCAAAGAGGAGGGCGAAAAAGGAUGGACUAUCACUGGAGGAAGCAGCAAGGAGGGUGCCAGAGGUGCAAGAAGGGGAGGUGAUGGCAGGAGAACUAGUGAGUGAGAGACUUGUGGGGCAGGAGGAGAGAGUGAUAGAGAGUUUGGCAGGGCAGGAGGAGGGAGUGGGUGAAAGACUGGGGGGCCAGGAGGAGGAGGUAAUGGGUGAAAGACUGGGAGGGCAGGAAGAGGAGGGAAUGAAUGACGAACAAGGGAUGCAGGAAGAGGAGGAGGAGGUAGUGGGUGAAAGACUGGAAGGGCAGGAAGAGGAGGGAGUGAAUGACGGACAAGGGAUGCAGGAAGAGGAGGAGGGAGGGAGUGAGAGACCAAGGAGGCAGGAGGAGGAGGAAGGGGGAAGUGAGAGACUAGGGGGGCAAGAGGAGGAGGAAGAUAUGGGGAGCCAGCUGAUAGUGCGCCAGAGACCAAGGGGAGGGGGAGGGACGCGGCUGCAGCUGAGGGAGCAAGGGGGGAGGAGGGAGCGGCGGCCGUUCACCGUGGACGAGGUAGCGUCGCUGAUGGCUGCUGUGGAAAAAAUUGGUACUGGCAGAUGGAAAGAAGUGCAGCGGAGGGCGUUUGCCAAUUCAAUGUACCGGACAGAUGGGGACCUCAAAGACAAGUGGAGGAAUCUGUUGCGUACGGCUCAGAUCGAGGCACAUUUGCGCCGGUGCAGGGUGGAGGAGGAGAAGUUGCCAGAGGAGCUGUUGAAACGAGUGAAGCAGCUGCAAGAGUACUGGAAAGAGCAGCGCAAAAUACGACGAGAGAGGCAACGUCGACAAAGGUGCUCUGUGAGAGCAGCAAGAAGAGCUCGCAGCAGCAGCGCAGAAAAUGGAGGUGAAUCUAGAGGAGCAGCGGGCGAAGGAAGAGGGGCAGCAGGUGGGGCAAACGGGGUUGGGGGUGAAGUGACUGCAGGCAGAGGCGGAGGCCGCAGGCGGGCGGGGGUGGGGCAGGCAGAGGUGGGGCAGGGGGAGGUGGGGCAGGGGGAGGUGGGGCAGGGGGAGGUGGGGCAGGGGGAGGUGGGGCAGGGGGGGGGUGGGGCAGAGGGGGGUGGGGCAGGGGGAGGUGGGGCAGGGGGAGGUGGGGCAGGGGGAGGUGGGGCAGGGGGAGGUGGGGCAGGGGGGGGUGGGGCAGGUGGAGGUAAGGCAGGCGGAGGUGGGGCAGUGGCGCAAAGCCUGGGUGGUUGCAGAAGGAGAGUGGCAGAGGUGGAGGUGCGGCAGGCGGAGGUGGGGCAGGCGGAGGUGAGGCAGGUGGAGGUGCGGCAGGCGGGUCGGAUCGACUGUGAUGAGGAGGCGAGUCGACAGCAGCAACUGGAGCGCCUCAAGAGCAGCAGGGAGCAGCAGCGUCUGGGCGCCCAACAGCAUCUAGAUGGCCAACUGAGGGGUGCGCCUCAAGAGCAGCAGGGAGCAGCAGCGUUUGGCCGUCCCGCACUGAGCUCAUCCGUGGUCGAAAUAGAGGAUUCUGAGGAUGAAGACAGUGAUGUAGCACUGCAACCUGCAACACAGGAGAAUGCUUCUUCCAACAUUAAUCUUGACCUUGGUCAAGACGAGGAGGUAAAAAGGGCGAUGGACGCGAGAGACGAGGAACGGCGACAAAAGGGUGAGCUGGUGAGGAGAGUAGUGGAGUUGGAGGAGAGGUGGCUAGAGGCAGAAGAGUAUGCUUCUCAACUGGAGGAAGCAGUGACGAAGGUGCAGGAGGCAAAGAAAGAAGAGGUGGUGGUAGCGGAGAUAACACCAGAGGGAGUGGCAGAGCAAGGGGAGGAAGUAAAGAGGAUUAUAAAGGGACGAGGCAUUGCAAUUGGCGGACGAGCGGGCAAGGAGGGGAGAGGAGUUGGAGGAGCAGAGGGAUGGGGCAUUGUGGUCGGCGGAGCAGCGGGCAAGGGAAGCAGAGGAGUUUAG
Closterium sp. Naga37s-1 is the source of this 3609-nucleotide messenger RNA. Lineage: Eukaryota; Viridiplantae; Streptophyta; Zygnematophyceae; Desmidiales; Closteriaceae. The record is from the annotation of a GenBank genome assembly.